AUGUCUGGAAAGACCACCACCAAGCGCAUCCUCCGAGAGGCCGCCGAGUUAGCCAACUCACCAUCUCCCGACUACCACGCCGCUCCUCUUGAGUCCGACCUGUUCGAAUGGCAUUUCACGCUCCGAGGACCGCCCUCGCCUUCGCCGUUUGAAGGCGGGAUAUACCAUGGUCGAAUAGUGCUUCCGCCAGCAUACCCUUUGAAGCCACCUUCGUUCCGUUUCCUCACCCCUACAGGCAGGUUCGAGAGUAAUCGAGAGAUCUGCCUCAGCAUCUCGGGGCAUCAUGAGGAGACGUGGCAGCCUGCGUGGGGGAUCCGAACUGCUUUGGUUGCGAUCCGGUCGUUCAUGGACACGGAUGCAAAGGGCCAGCUAGGAGGUAUGGACGCAAGCGAGGAAGUGAGGAGGAAGUUGGCAGGACAGAGUCGGGGAUGGAAGUGUGGCGCAUGUGGGGGAAGGUCUAACGAGGAGAUCAUGAGAGAUUUGGAGGAGAGGGUCGAGAAGGAGGGUGCGGAGGCUGGGAAGAAGGAAGAGGAGGUGCCGGAAGGGUUGAGAUUGGCCUAUCGGGAGGAGCUGAAAGGAGAAGUUCAACCUCGAAAGGAGGGUGAGCAGUCGGUGGCGGCAGCAACGUCUGGUAAUGUCUCUAGUGCCGAUGCGACGACUUCUGCGGUGGCAGUACCGGCGGCUCAGCAACAACCAGCUCCGACAGCGACGGUGCUCCCAGCGCAACGACUUCAGCAACGCGCUCCUCCUGGACAUGAUGAGGGCGUUCCGCCGUGGAUUGACAAAGCGAUAUACGGCAUCAUCGGCGCAUUGCUCUAUUUGCUUUGGAAGAAGUUUGCGUGA
Molecule: messenger RNA, 843 nt
Organism: Saxophila tyrrhenica
Lineage: Eukaryota; Fungi; Ascomycota; Dothideomycetes; Mycosphaerellales; Extremaceae
Exons: 2
Coding region: 1-843 (280 amino acids)
Source: RefSeq, a predicted model, not a curated record